AUCUAAUUCGAGUACAAACUUUACAAUAAAGCAUUACAAUAGUAUGAUUAGUCCAUUAAUUUAAUCCAACCUUUUUAGGGGUAUACGUACCCAAAGAAGUUAGCUUUAUUUUCCACAACAAAAUCACACAGGGUUCUGUUCUUACAAGUCUGUCUGCAACUACAAAGCUUUUUUCACAAUUUCAAUUUCAGGUUCUUAGCUGCAUUACUUGGGUUUUUAGUAAGAAUGUCAAGUACUGAGGGAAAGGUCAUAUGCUGCAGAGCUGCUGUGGCAUGGGAAGCAGGGAAGCCAUUAGUGAUUGAAGAAGUAGAGGUAGCACCUCCUCAGGCUAAUGAAGUUCGUGUCAAGAUUCUUUAUACCUCCUUGUGCCAUACUGACGUCUACUUCUGGGAAGCCAAGGGACAAAACCCUUUAUUUCCAAGGAUCUAUGGCCAUGAAGCAGGAGGGAUUGUGGAGAGUGUUGGUGAAGGGGUGACUGAUCUCAAAGCGGGUGAUCAUGUGCUCCCGGUGUUCACUGGGGAAUGUAAGGAGUGUGAUCACUGCAAAUCAGAAGAGAGUAACAUGUGUGACCUGCUCAGGAUAAACACAGACAGAGGAGUGAUGCUUAGUGAUGGAGAAUCAAGGUUUUCGAUUAAGGGAAAACCUAUAUACCACUUUGUUGGGACUUCAACUUUUAGUGAGUACACCGUGACUCAUGUUGGCUGCCUUGCCAAGAUCAACCCCAAAGCUCCUCUAGACAAAGUUUGUGUCCUCAGCUGUGGAAUCUCAACUGGUUUGGGAGCUACUCUUAAUGUUGCAAAACCAAAAAAGGGCUCAACAGUGGCUGUGUUUGGAUUGGGAGCUGUAGGCCUUGCAGCUGCUGAAGGAGCCCGGAUGGCUGGGGCGUCAAGAAUUAUUGGUGUUGAUUUGACUUCCAACAGAUUUGAAGAAGCUAAGAAGUUUGGUAUCACCGAAUUUGUGAACCCCAAAGACCACAAGAAACCAGUUCAAGAGGUGAUUGCUGAGCUGACCAAUGGAGGAGUUGAUCGAAGCAUUGAAUGCACUGGAAAUAUUCAAUCCAUUAUAUCUGCAUUUGAAUCUGUCCAUGAUGGUUGGGGUGUUGCUGUUCUUGUGGGAUUGCCACCCAAAGAUGCUGUUUUCACGACUCAUCCAAUGAACUUUCUGAAUGAGAGGACUCUCAAGGGAACCUUCUUCGGAAACUACAAGCCACGAACUGACAUUCCCUCUGUUGUGGAGAAGUACAUGAACAAGGAACUGGAGCUGGACAAAUUCAUCACCCAUCAACUCCCAUUCUCACAAAUCAACAAGGCGUUUGACUACAUGCUUAAAGGGGAAGGUAUUCGUUGCAUAAUUACCAUGGAGGAGUGAAACUUUUUUACUUUCGAUGUUGUAUGUGACCGUACAUUCUUACUUUCCAUUUUGUCUUCUAUUUUCUCUACUUUGUCGAGUUUGGUUUACAUGUAAUGCAACAAAUGUACGUCCAAAUGCAUCUGUUGGAUAGCUUCUGUUAUCCUGUGAACAAGUGAAAUAUCAGAUACAUAUUCAGUCAAAAUACUAGCCCUUCUAUACUGUGUCCUCCAAUACUACUAUCACUGCAUUACUUCCAAACCUAUCUUGUGUGCAAAUAUUAGCAGGCAGAUAGAAGUAAAACCAGAUAACCAGUCAGCCAGAACAGUUGUUCAAGUGAUGGCUGGAAAUAAUACGUGAAGUUGUCAGAAUUAUUUGUAAUAAGAUAUUGGCUACAAUUGAAAAGGCUUUAUCAAUAAAAUUUCCAUUUAUCCCA
Messenger RNA from Fragaria vesca subsp. vesca, 1783 nucleotides. Its product is annotated as alcohol dehydrogenase-like. Gene Ontology annotation, cellular component: cytosol. Lineage: Eukaryota; Viridiplantae; Streptophyta; Magnoliopsida; Rosales; Rosaceae. Gene Ontology annotation, molecular function: S-(hydroxymethyl)glutathione dehydrogenase [NAD(P)+] activity; zinc ion binding. The coding region runs from base 226 to 1368 and encodes 380 amino acids. The record is from RefSeq and is a predicted model, not a curated record. The transcript has 10 exons. Gene Ontology annotation, biological process: formaldehyde catabolic process.